Rhipicephalus sanguineus (brown dog tick) is the source of this 1599-nucleotide messenger RNA. RefSeq names its product probable ATP-dependent RNA helicase DDX5. Gene Ontology annotation, cellular component: nucleus; ribonucleoprotein complex; cytoplasm. The transcript has 3 exons. The record is from RefSeq and is a predicted model, not a curated record. Lineage: Eukaryota; Metazoa; Arthropoda; Arachnida; Ixodida; Ixodidae. Gene Ontology annotation, molecular function: RNA helicase activity; ATP binding; RNA binding. Bases 1 to 1599 code for a protein of 532 amino acids.
AUGGGUGACCACGUGCUUUUGAAGUGGGCCUCGGAGGACAAAUGGGACGUGUAUCCCGUGAGGAAUAUCAAGUCCCAGACUGUCGUCUGCCAGCAGGUCGACGACCCAAAAUACGUGACGACGCUGACCAACCAAGCAGUGCAAGUCCUGUGGCAGGACGAUGAGUACGCACCGGCGUACAUCUUGGGAAUAGACAUUAAAGAAAUGGCCAAGAACUUGCGCAAGAAAACGAGCCAGCUUGCAGACGCGGUGCCCUCCGCAGCUUCGAAAGCACCGGCUGCCGUGCCUGCUGCUCAGCUGCAGCCGUUCGAGCAAAACCUCUACGAAGAACAUCCGGCCACGGCAAGCCGGUCGAUCGCCGAAGUGGAAGCCUACAGAAAGGCCAAGGGUGUAUUGGUGAAAGGGAACGACGUGCCGAAGCCCAUCCUCGCCUUCGACGAGUCCAACUUUCUGGACUUCGUCCGCAAGGGAAUCGAGGCCCUACGCCACUGCACUUCACCGACGUGCAUCGAGGCCCACAGCUGGCCCAUCGCACUCUCCUGCAGGAAUUACCUUGGCAUUGCAGAGACAGGCUCGCACAGGGCUCUCACCUACGUCCUUCCGGCCGUCAUACACGUCAGCCGGCAGCCGCCCCGGCAGCAGCAAGACGGACCCAUCGCCGUCCUUGUGGCUCCAACGCGCCAGCUAGCAAAGACCAUUCACAACGUGGCCUCAAAUCUCGGCGACCGCGCUGGAUUACGCAGUGUGUGCGCCGCAAACGGCGACAGCAUGGGAGGCCAGUUCGCCGAGCUCAAAAAGGGCUGCCACAUCUUCGUGGCCAUGCCUCGACGCCUCAUUCAGUUCCUCGAAGAAGGCAAGGUCAACCUCCACCGGUGCACGUACCUCGUUUUUGACGAUGUGGACCGCAUGCUGACGAUGGGCUGCGAGUCCCACAUCCUCAAGAUUGCCGAGCUUUGCCGACCGGACCAUCAAACUAUAAUGUGGGCCACAUCGUGGCAGAGGAAUCUAACGGCCCUUGUAGAGGACCUGCUCAACGACUACGUAGAAAUUAGGUUCAGUCCGCCGCCGCUGUCUGUUGAAAACGGCGUGGAAAUGACCGUCGACGUGUGCCAGGACGAAGACAAGGAAGAAAGGUUGGCUGAACUCCUCGGCAACGUACUCAAGGAGAAGACAGACGGAGCCGUGGUGUUCUGUGACACGGCAUGGAAGGUCGAUGAGAUCUCUUUCCAAUUGCGGCAAUGUGGCUUGCCCGCUAUCGGCCUUCACGGCAAGAAGCUACAAAAUGAGCGGGACUGGGUCGUGUCUAUGUUCCUUAGAGGUGCAGAGAACGUGCUCGUGACGACCGACAAGGCUGCGCAUGACCUGAACUUCGAGAACGUGCGGCUGGUGGUGAACUACGACUGCCCGGACUCGUGCGAGGGCUACAGGCACAGAUCGAGACACGUCAAGCGUCCGGGUGCGCCAGGUGCGGUGCACACGUUCAUCGUUCCUAACCAAGGGCUGCAGGCCAAGAUGCUGGUAGAUGUUUUCGAGAAUGCCAAGCAACCGCUCAAUCCAAAACUCCGCAACAUGGCGAAAAAUGUUCGUUCCAAACGAUAA